AUGGAGGUGUUUCUAUUGCUCUGUUUGCUUUUCAGUGCAACAGUUACAGCUGUGUACUUAAACGACCCUUUCACAAACCUUAAUUUUACGCCCCCUAUCAAAUCACCUAAUGAGCUCUUAAGGCAUGAGCGAUCACUAGCGGAUGGUGAAAUACCAGAUUAUGUCCUAGAUAACUGCCCGUUGAUUCAUUUGUAUAGUGAGGAGAGGUAUUUUCCUGGAGAUAUUGCAUCAUUUUUGCCGCAUUUUAGACUAGCUACUGGCAAUAAUGAGACGCUAAUCGACAAGCCAUUAAAGAUAUCAGAUCUUAAAUCAAAAUAUAAGGUAUCAGGAGAAGAAUAUUCCAGUGACUCUUUAUAUUUGGACACUACGGAACGAUUUGAAGAGGAUCCCUCGUGGCUAUUAGGAACUCAUCCUGAAUACGGAACAGGUUUAACAAGAGAUGCGUCAUCGAUUUUGAUUGCCGUCGACAAAGGGAAUGGCUGGGUUGAUGCCUAUUGGUUUUACUUUUAUCCAUUCAACUUGGGUCCUUUUAUAAUGGGGUAUGGGCCAUGGGGUAAUCACAUAGGAGACUGGGAACAUUCAUUAGUUCGUUUUUACAAGGGGCAACCGCAGUAUAUUUGGAUGAGUGCACAUGGAGGAGGGGCUAGUUACACAUACAACUGCAUAGAAAAGAAGGAUAGAUGGAAAGUGACGCCAGAUGGAAAGUUUGACAAAACUCAAGUCAUUAAACGGCCAUUGCUAUUUAGUGCAAGAGGAACACAUGCUAACUAUGCAAGUGUUGGACAACACGCUCAUGACGUUCCUUUCUUUUUCAGUGCCUUAAGUGAUUUUACGGACAGAGGACCUCUAUGGGAUCCAUCCUUAAGGUUUUAUGGGUUUACAUAUGAUGGCCAUGCUUUCCACGAAAAGAAAGGCCAGAAUAUUGGUACUUCAUGGUUGUACUUUUUAGGCCAUUGGGGUAAUAAGAAAUUAAAAGCAUCAGAUCCCAGACAAAAAUGGUGUCCAGUUCAAUGGAGAUACAUAGAUGGUCCAAGAGGUCCAGCAGCAAAAAAUCUAGUUAGAACCGCGCUCUGUGAAAGGAGCAAAUGGUGGAACUUUUGGCAUGGAUGUCCUGUUAGGAGAAUGAUCAAAAGAGGUCAGGGCUUAGACGCAGAGAGAAAUGACCUCGUUGGUGACAAUUGCGGAAUAGCACUCUAUAGAAUCAGACCAAAAUGGUUAAGAUCACUCCUUCGGUUGAUCACUUGGAGAGGGGCAUUCUGUUUCUUCAUGGAUUACUUUACAGGCUAG
This is a messenger RNA of Kluyveromyces marxianus DMKU3-1042, 1287 nucleotides long. It is a transcript of the gene VPS62, whose product is annotated as vacuolar protein sorting-associated protein 62. The record is from RefSeq and is a predicted model, not a curated record. The coding region runs from base 1 to 1287 and encodes 428 amino acids. The transcript has a single exon. Lineage: Eukaryota; Fungi; Ascomycota; Saccharomycetes; Saccharomycetales; Saccharomycetaceae.